This is a messenger RNA of Arabis nemorensis, 240 nucleotides long. The record is from the annotation of a GenBank genome assembly. Lineage: Eukaryota; Viridiplantae; Streptophyta; Magnoliopsida; Brassicales; Brassicaceae.
AUGAUGAGGUUUACGAUUGCAUUUACAGCGAAGGUAUUUGUUCAUCAGAAUCUUCAGGAGAAAGGUAAGCCUGAAACGACUCCUUCUUCCUUUAACCUUUACGGAAUCUGUUGCUUCGAACGAGCUUUUUCUGGUGCUAGUCACUCGCAAGCUGAGCAGAGGAUCCGCAGCAAGCGAGGUCUCCAAGUAAAGUGCAUGGACCAAAAACUAUUGCGCAAAGCCGACGGGGUCGUUUGUUAA